Messenger RNA from Pygoscelis adeliae (Adelie penguin), 1738 nucleotides. RefSeq names its product transmembrane protein 161A (gene TMEM161A). NCBI's taxonomy places the organism in Eukaryota, Metazoa, Chordata, Aves, Sphenisciformes, Spheniscidae. The record is from RefSeq and is a predicted model, not a curated record. The annotation marks the transcript as partial. The transcript has 8 exons.
GCCGUGGAUGCUCUCGUGCUGCGUUAUUUCCUGGAGUACCAGUGGUUCGUCGAUUUUGCCAUCUACUCCACCGCCGUGUACGUCUUCACUGAGGGCUACUACUGCCUGGUGGACCCCCAGAAGGAGACGAACAUCGGGGUGCUCUGGUGCCUGCUGACGGUUGUCUUCUCCGUGUAUCCUUCUGCCGGCUUUUGGGGCCUGGCCGGCGUCAGCAGCAACCUGGAGAGCAUCCUGAAGCAGCGGGGCUGGGAGUGGACGCUGCCCCUCGCCAAGCUGGCCUUCAAGCUGGGGCUGGUGGCCCUGUGCUCCUUCCUGGGCGCCUGCCUGACCUUCCCGGGGCUGCGCCUGGCCCAGACGCACCUUGACGCUCUCCGGAUGGCGGCCGACAAGCCCCUGACCCAGGUCCUGCUUCACCUGAGUUUCCUGGCGCCUCUCCUUGUGGUGGUGAUGUGGAUCAAGCCCAUCUCGCGGGAUUUCCUGCUCCACGCGCCCAUGGGCAAGCAGACGGUGCAGAUCAUGUCGGACUCUGCCUACAACACCACGCGCCUCUGGACCGUCGUCGGCCUCUGCCUGUUGCGCCUGGCUGUCACCCGCCACCACCUCCAGGCGUACCUGGGCCUGGCCGAGCGCUGGGUGGAGCAGAUGAGGAAGGAAGCCGGGCGCAUCGCCGUCCUGGAGAUCCAGCGCAAGAUCACGAGGAUUUACUGCUACGUCUCCGUGGUCAGCCUGCAGUACCUGGGACCCAUCAUCCUCACCCUCCACUGCACGCUGCUCCUCAAGACGCUGGGGCACCACUCGUGGGGGCUGUACCCGGAGCCCCCUCCCCUCCCUCCGGCAGCGACCGCAGCACCGCCACGUCCCGGCAGCGAGGACAGGGAGGACGUGCGUGCCGCGGUGGAGCAGAUCACAGGCAUCUUGGGAGGCAUCUUCACCCCUCUCUUCUUCCGCGGAUUCUUCGCCUUCCUCACCUGGUGGGUGGCCGCCUGCCAGGUCGUCACCAGCCUCUUCGGCCUCUACUUCCACCAGUACCUGGCAGCCUCCUGACUGCAGGGAGCUGGGACCUGCCUUGGGGUGCAGGUGGUGCCCAGCUGCUGGUCCCCUUGCUCCUGCCUCGGCUGGUUUCCCCCUUUGCAGGUGCCCGUGGCACACGUGGACACGCAUGUGGGGACACUUCUGUCAUCGGUUCUUGUCACGACGGGUUUUAUGCAUGCGGGCUGGCGUGGGCAUCGCCUGCUCCUGCUGCCAAUCACCACUGUGCCUGCUCUUGCCCCGCUGCCGCUCCGGGCUGCGUCCCUCUUCCCCUUCCCAGCCCCGCAUGGUGAUGGAGGAGCUGAAGCCCCGCAGCGGGGUUUGCUGCUGCCUGCUCUGACCCGUUGCAGCUGCCCGAGGCUCUGCUGCUCUGUUUUUCUCAAGGGCAGCCACUCCUGCCAGCCCUGGGCAAUACAUGCCAGGCAGAGGACUCGGCAAGGAUCACCCUUGCGUGGUGGAGACCCCACCACAGCCGGGCUGGACCGACAGCGUGGCUUGCCAGCACAGACUUUGGAGUUUCCUCUGCCUAGUGUUUGCUUCCACCGGCUGAGGUUGAGUGUGUUUUUGUAGGGUUGCUGCUCUGGCCAGCUGAGUCCGAGCUCCUUGGGGGUCAUCCCUCUGCUUCGUGUGAAAUCCUCAGGCCCAGCAGCCGCCUCAGCUGUUGGCCGUUCUAGAAAUAAAUAAGUAACCCAGAGUCCAUUUGCCACGC